AUGGCUGCAUUCACUAGAGCAUUGACUGGUGCUCGUCGCUCUUUGGCUCUUGCUCGUCGUACUUAUGCUACAGAAGCUGUCUCUUCUUCAGGAAAACUCAUGGUCAACUUGACUGCCCCUCAUCAGGCUAUUCUCUCAAAGUUUGAGGCUCGUCAGGUCAACUUGUCUUCCUCAGAUGGCGAUAUGGGUAUUCUCGCUAACCAUGUCCCAACUAUUGCUCAGCUUAAACCUGGCAUCAUCGAAGUCAUUGGUGCUGAAAAGUCGUCUAAAUUCUUUGUUUCUGGUGGAUUUGCCGUCAUUAACCCCGACUCUUCGCUUAAUAUCAACGCUGUCGAGGCUUUUUCUGUCGCUGAGCUCGAUAUUGACGCUGCCAAGCGUGCCGUCGAAGAUGCUACCAAGCGUAUGUCAUCUGGGUCCGAGGAAGACAAGGUGCUUGCAAAAAUCGAGUUGGAAGUGUUCGAGGCUGUCGUUGCUGCUGCCAAGCACGUUUAAAUAAACUUACACUCGCUCU
Messenger RNA from Batrachochytrium dendrobatidis JAM81, 511 nucleotides. RefSeq lists its product as uncharacterized. The transcript is spliced from 5 exons. Gene Ontology annotation, biological process: proton motive force-driven ATP synthesis. Lineage: Eukaryota; Fungi; Chytridiomycota; Chytridiomycetes; Rhizophydiales. The record is from RefSeq and is a predicted model, not a curated record. The coding region runs from base 1 to 492 and encodes 163 amino acids. Gene Ontology annotation, molecular function: proton-transporting ATP synthase activity, rotational mechanism.